Sciurus carolinensis (gray squirrel) is the source of this 4674-nucleotide messenger RNA. It is a transcript of the gene Bag5, whose product is annotated as BAG cochaperone 5. The coding region runs from base 520 to 1863 and encodes 447 amino acids. Lineage: Eukaryota; Metazoa; Chordata; Mammalia; Rodentia; Sciuridae. Gene Ontology annotation, molecular function: protein-folding chaperone binding; adenyl-nucleotide exchange factor activity. Gene Ontology annotation, biological process: protein stabilization; regulation of inclusion body assembly; negative regulation of protein ubiquitination. The transcript is spliced from 2 exons. Gene Ontology annotation, cellular component: nucleus; cytosol; membrane. The record is from RefSeq and is a predicted model, not a curated record.
GCGGCGGGUCCCGGGCGCCACGCGCCGCUCCAGGCCCAGGGCCACGCGCCUCCCUCGGGCGGCGCCGCCCGCGCUCUGCCCCGCUUACCCGGCUCGGCGCCGCGUCCCCGCGCUCGGCGCCGCGCUCCGGGGCGAGCCGCCGGCCGUGGCUCGCAAAGGCGCGAAAGAGAGCCGGGCACAGAACCCUCACAGGGCGUCGCGCGGCCUCCAUGGCCCGCGGCCGCUGGCUCCCGCGCCGCACGACAGAGUCGCGACAGCGCUCGGGGCCGCCUUACGGCAAGACCGCCAAGCUCCAGCAGGGAGCGGCGCGGCCGACCAUGCGCAUGCCCUGCGGAAACGACAGGCUGUGGGGGUGGGCGUGCGGCUCGAGGGGCGGCGCCACGCCGACCACCGCUUUCUCCGGGCGGGGUGCUGCUUGGCCGGGGGCGGGGCGGGCCUCGGCGGCUCUGCGGAAGUGGAGGCGGCGGAGCGCGAUGGCGCCGGCAACACAGUGCUUGUGAAACUGAACACAACAAAAGUAUGGAUAUGGGAAACCAACAUCCUUCUAUUAGUAGGCUUCAGGAAAUCCAAAAGGAAGUAAAAAGUAUAGAACAGCAAGUAAUCGGCUUCAGUGGUCUGUCAGAUGACAAGAAUUAUAAGAAACUGGAGAGAAUUCUAACAAAACAACUCUUUGAAAUAGACUCUGUGGAUACAGAAGGAAAAGGAGAUAUUCAGCAAGCUAGGAAGAGGGCAGCACAGGAGACAGAACGCCUUCUCAAAGAGUUGGAGCAGAAUGCAAACCACCCACACCGGAUCGAAAUACAGAACAUCUUUAAGGAAGCCCAAGCCCUUGUGAAAGAGAAGAUCGUGCCUUUUUACAGCGGAGGCAACUGCGUGACAGAUGAGUUUGAGGAAGGCCUCCAGGAUAUCAUUCUGAGGCUGACACAUGUUAAAACCGGAGGGAAGAUCUCCUUACGGAAAGCAAGGUAUCACACUCUAACCAAAAUCUGUGCUGUGCAAGAGAUUAUUGAAGACUGCAUGAAAAAGCAGCCUUCCCUGCCACUUUCUGAGGAUGCACAUCCUUCUGUCGCCAAAAUCAACUCUGUGAUGUGCGAGGUGAACAAGGCCAGAGGCACUCUGAUCGCACUUCUGAUGGGAGUGGACAGUACUGAGACUUGCAGGCACUUAUCAUGUGUGCUCUCAGGCUUGAUUGCUGACCUGGAUGCUUUAGAUGUGUGUGGACGUACAGAAAUCAGAAAUUAUCGGAGGGAAGUAGUCGAAGAUAUCAACAAAUUAUUGAAGUAUUUGGAUUUAGAAGAGGAAGCCGAUACUACUUAUGCGUUUGACCUGGGUCAGAACCAUUCCAUUUUGAAAAUAGAAAAGGUCCUCAAGAGGAUGAGAGAAAUAAAAAAUGAACUUCUCCAAGCUCAGAGUCCUCCUGAAUUGUACCUGAGCUCCAAGACAGAACUGCAGGGUUUGAUUGGACAACUGGAUGAAGUGAGUCUUGAAAAAAAUCCCUGCAUCCGGGAAGCCAGGAGAAGAGCAGUGAUUGAAGUGCAAACUCUGAUCACUUAUGUCGACCUGAAGGAAGCCCUUGAAAAAAGGAAGCUGUUUGCUUGUGAGGAGCACCCAUCACAUAAGGCGGUCUGGAACGUUCUUGGAAACCUGUCUGAGAUCCAGGGAGAAGUCCUCUCAUUUGAUGGAAAUCGAUCCGAUAAGAACUAUAUUCGGCUGGAGGAGCUGCUGACCAAGCAGUUGCUGGCCCUGGAUGCUGUGGACCCGCAGGGAGAAGAGAAGUGUAAGGCUGCCAGGAAACAGGCCGUGAAGCUCGCUCAGAACAUCCUCAGCUAUCUCGACCUGAAAUCUGAUGAGUGGGAGUACUAAAAUGCCCGAGAUCUCAUGUUGAUCUUGAUGGUUUUGCACUUUAUAUAGACUUCUAUGUAUUUAUAGAGAGCUUUCAGUUCACGGAGCCUACAUGUGAUUUAUACAUGCAUAUCUCAAUCUCAGUAUUUAUGAUUUAAGCAAAUUAUAUUCAGUAUCUCUGCUGCUCUUGAUGUUGCAAAACAAAUGUCAUUACAGCACAUUAACUUUUCCAUUUGGAUCUUUAUCCAAACGAUGUGGUGUGGUUUGUUUGAUUUGUGUUUAUUUUGUUUUGUGUGUUUUUAUUCAGAACAUGAGAUAAAGGCAGCAUUUGUAAGUUUUUAAGUGGGUUGUACAAGUAUAACAUGCAGAAAUUUCACAAGCUAGGAAUAGAUGGAAGCUUAUAUAAUACUAGGGAAAUUAUGAGACGGGGGAAUUUGUUAAGUGGGAGUGAAGUCCUAGCACAAAAGCAGUACAACAAUAAUUUUUAUUAUACUAAAUGAACCAGAGGAUUUUUUUAAAAAUAUAAAGCAGGAUUGGUCCCACCCAGUUUAAUGUGGUGGGUUUUUUUUUUAAUUAUUAUAUUGUUCCUUUCACGAACAUUUUUAUUCAAAGAACAGUGUCUGCUUUCCCCCAUACUCUGUAUUUUAUAAGAAAGUGAGUCUUAUUUUUGUGUGCAGCACAAGAAAAUUAUGAAAACUAACAACCAAAAGACCUUUUGAGACUGCACCAGAGAAGGGACAAAGCAUCAUCGAUACCUUCAAGUCGUUUCUGUAUGUAAGAUCUGAUCUUAAGAUUUUCCUUAGCGAUUAGUAGGAAGGGAGCAUAAAAAAAGAAAAACUAGUUGACCUCUAAAGUAAAAGGCGACGCCCAUACCUGUAGAGAAUGCAGCUGGAGUCGCUCACCAACAUCAGGCUGCACUGAAACAGCCGAAGUACCUGCAGCCCGUGUUGGACUUCCGUGGGUCAAGGCUGUAAAAAGACAAGCUUGGUAGACCCCCAGUCAUCUCAGAACAUCAGAGCAGGCUCUCAGUAGCCCAGCAGGACCAGGUGUGCAUAGCUUAUCAGAGGAAGUUGACUGCCGCUACCAGCCCACUAAAUGCCACCUGCGCCUGGGGGCACUUGAAGGCUGCCCUGGUACCUGCUGGACUCCUUAGUAACAGUAACAGGUGUGGGGAUUUCUCCUAUGCCUGAAAGAACUAUUAGAAUCCAUCAGGCAUGAAGUGUUUUUCUUUGCCAAAGGGACUAUUUUAAUAAAUACUUUCUGAGGAUCCAGUUUUAUAGUUGCUUGCUAAUGUGGGCAAAAGGAUUCCCCCAAAUUCUGCAGUGCCUGUCAGACUGCUUUAUCUAGUCACCUUUCACUGGAUGAUCCUCUGAGGGCACAUCUUUUGAACCCUUUGGGGAUCUGUUUCAGAGAUACUGAUUUGGUAACUGUGCAGGGAAAAUGUAACUUUAAACAGCCAAAACGACAGGUAAAAGGAAUGACCUUAAAUACCUUGAAGGUAGUGAAAGAAUAGCCCUCAUCUUCACUUUGACUCCCUCGCCUUUCCUACUAAAGUGAGAAACAUUGGAGCCCAGAGUCAAAGGACAGUGGGGUCUUCAGGCUGUAAGUCCCACCCACUGCAGGCCAGCUCCAGGCAGCAGCAGGCUCUCAGUACAAGCCACUGGAAUCUCAUUUAGGUCAAGUUGUUUUAGGAUUGCUCUUCUGUGUCAUAAUUUUGGAAUGCUCUUAAAAUCUUGAGUUUUUAAAUUAUACCUACUGGACAACCAAGGUUACACUAUAAUCACUUCCGGUGUAUCCUUCCCUAGGUUGUGCUUAAUUUUAAAUUUCAUUUUAAAGAGUCAAAUACCAGCCUUUAGAAGUGUCCAUUGACCCAUGAAAGCAGAUUCCCUGUCCCUUCGAUGUUUUCUGUGUCCCAUCACUGAGCUCGGAGUCUGCCUGAGCACAGGACGCUGACCUCUUCCCCUGCUGGGCGAGGGUUUCACAUGGGUUCUUUUGGUCACGGAGAUGAUCGUUUACCUUUAUGUGACUUUUGGAACUUGGGCAUGGUUUCAGUCCCAAGUUCCAACCUGUUCUAGUUCCCUACACCCGAUUACCUCCCGAAACGAGCCCUAGUGGACACCAGACGGCUUCUCUCGUCCUCUUUUAGCCGUGUGUGGAUGUGGACUGCUGCAUGUCAUUUUUAAGUUGGGCUCAUCACACUGUAUUGUAUUUUUAUGAUCUUUCGUGAAGAGACUCUGUACUACCAGUAAAAUUUACUCUCCAAAAAUGUGUGGCCUUGGGUCUGCAUUAAACAAUGUCAUCCAUGUUCGUGCAAAAAAAUGGCUGGGAAUGUUUGCUUUCUUUACCCAACUCAGUGAGCUUCGCUUUCAGAUCAUCUUUGUCCGAAUAGAUGAGUCCACCCUGUGACAAAGUAGUUACUACAAUAAAUGUAAUGAAUGAGUCUACUAAGUACAGUUUAAUGCUUUAUUUUGCUAAAAUGCCUAUAUAUUUGCUAUAGUGAAAUUCAAUUGCUUUUUCUUUGUUUUAUUUUGUGGAUUUCUAUCUGGUUUUUAAAGGUCUAAGCUUCUGUACAAGAACAUUUUUAACAGUUUUGCAGCUUUUUGUCAAUUGGGUAUUUUUCCCUUAAUAAUUGGAGAAGUGUUUAUCAGUGAUUUUGAUGUGUAUGCAGGUGUGUCUCCCAGUGUACUGGCUCCUGUCUUGCCCCUGUUCACUGUAUGACUAUUGUAUUGGUAUAUCUAAAAUAGUUCAGUAUUAUCUUGAAAUAGACAAAUUAGUAUUCCCUUAAUUAUUACUGAAAUAAAACGAAUCUCUUAGCUCAUCUUGGUGGUGGAG